Messenger RNA from Naegleria fowleri, 1332 nucleotides. RefSeq lists its product as uncharacterized. Bases 1 to 1332 code for a protein of 443 amino acids. The record is from RefSeq and is a predicted model, not a curated record. Lineage: Eukaryota; Heterolobosea; Eutetramitea; Acrasida; Naegleriidae. The transcript has 2 exons.
AUGUCACAUUGCCCAAGCACAUUUCAAUUCGCUCAUUCUGAGCUGUACAGCAAUUCAUCCUCAAAUACGACUAAAAACUGUUUAGAAUUCGAUCCCGAUGGUCUACAAUAUGUCAAAUGGAUUUAUAUUGUCUUCGGAGAGUGUGUCCAUUCAGCCAGAGAGCAAGCUUCGUUUUAUGUUGGACUUGCAAGUUUGUUUUGUUGGAUGUGUGCCAUCUUUCCUCAAAUUCAUGCCAAUUUCAAAAACAAGGACGCAACUUCUCUUAGUUUGGGGUUUUUAUUCCAAGCAUUCAUAGCGGACAGUUCUAAUUUAAUUUCAUGCAUCUUAUCGGGACAACUUGCCACUCAAAUCGUUGUGGCCCUGUAUUUUGUCAGUACUGACAUUAUUGUCAUCUUCCAGUAUUUUUAUUAUUCCAUAAUGAAAAAACAUUUCCAAAAAUGGUGGAAUUCUAAAAGAAAUAAGGAUCAACAAACCAAGUCAAAUGUCACAUCUUUCGAUGCGAAUAUUCAUCAUCACGAGGAUAUACACGAGGAUGAAGCACAUGACAAUCAUCAAGUCACUUUACUAAAUCCGAAUGUCACAAAAUCCUCCAGUCCAACCCGACUGAAUAUUAAGGUUGCGUUCGCACUUUUGAUGUUACUCCUCUUUUUUUCCUUUAAAACCAUGCAUUGGCAAGCACAAUAUGAAAGCCAACAAUCACUCGUUUAUCCACAACGAAUUUACACCUCUACCAAUUCUUUUUAUAUUGGAAGAAAACUCUUUAGUUCUGAAAAAUAUCAUCAGUUAGAACAAAGAGAACAAGAUGACAAUGACUGGUCCAAGCAUGAUGCAUUCGUUUUUCCUCCCAAUACUACAAUUUCCAUUGUGGGUUAUGCGAUUGGAUGGUUUUGUGCAUUGCUGUAUUUGGGAUCGAGACCUCCUCAAAUUUAUAAGAAUUUUAAAAGAGGAAGUGCAGCAGGAGUGUCAAGAAUUUUCUUCUCAUUGGCAGUUUUGGGAAAUUCAUGUUAUGUUGCCUCCAUUUGGUUAUUUUCAUUUAAUGGAAGGUAUUUAAUGAUGCGUUUACCGUUUUUGUUGGAAACAUCUGUCAAUGUGUGCAUGGAUUCCUUCAUUCUGUUCCAAAUCAUUUAUUAUCACAGAAAGAACUUGAAAAAAGAUUCCAAUCGAGGGAUUGAACAUGUUCAACUUGAAGAAGGUAGACCUAUUGAGUUUCACCAAAACAAUGAUGAGAAUUCCAUUGAACUGGAAAAUCAUGAACAUGAUCAUCAACAAGAAAACUUGGACGACUCCCAAAAAAGUUCUUCAGAGAAAUUGUCACAACAACAGUUACAGUAG